This is a messenger RNA of Eucalyptus grandis, 2401 nucleotides long. Its product is annotated as F-box protein At5g51380. Gene Ontology annotation, cellular component: SCF ubiquitin ligase complex. Lineage: Eukaryota; Viridiplantae; Streptophyta; Magnoliopsida; Myrtales; Myrtaceae. The transcript has 2 exons. The coding region runs from base 339 to 1802 and encodes 487 amino acids. Gene Ontology annotation, molecular function: protein binding. Gene Ontology annotation, biological process: SCF-dependent proteasomal ubiquitin-dependent protein catabolic process. The record is from RefSeq and is a predicted model, not a curated record.
UCCAGACCCCACAGCCCCCAGAAGUCCGUUAGCCAGAAAGUCCACACAGGAGAAAGAGAUUGCUCUUCUUGUUCUUGUUCUUGUUCUGCUUCUUCUUCUUCCUCAAAUGCAAAUCUAGAGAGAGAAACCUGGAGAGAGAGAGAGAGAGAGAAUACAUCACGACCUCGCAGCAGAGAAGGUGCAGUCGGCAACGUACCUGAGAAACGUUUCCCAGGUGGAGAGACUGGAGGAGUGAGGAAAGAGGAAGGGAUUUUGACGGGGGGGAAAAGGGGAGAGGGGGGAUGCGAAGACGCCUGAGCUCAAGAAACGGAGGACGAGGUGCAGUGCCUUGAGGAACCAUGUCGUUCCAACCAUCGCCGAAGAAAGCAAACCCUAGCCCCAAGCCCAAGCGAAGAGCCUCCAGCUGGUCCGACUUCUGGGUCAAGAACACCCACUCCAACAAGCCCCUCAACCCAGUGAUUUUCACUAUGCAACUCUCUCCUCUCUCCAAGAAAGACCCGGAUAACCCCAAAGCCCAGACCUUUUUCUCCAAUUUCUCCAAAAUCGACCGUACCCUCUUGUUGCCCGACGAGGUUCUGCUCAACAUACUCGGUAGAAUGCCUGAUUCCCAGAGGCUCUCUAAUUUCCUCGUCUGCAAGCGUUGGCUGAACAUUCAAGGUCGCCUCGUGAGGUCCUUGAAAGUCCUGGAUUGGGGCUUCAUCGAAUCGGGCCGAUUGAUUGUGAGAUUCCCGAAUCUAACGCACGUUGAUUUGAGCCGCUCCUGCGUUGUUUCGCCCCGGAACUCGGGCAUUUUGUUGCAUCAUGGUAGUAUUUCCAUGCAUUUGAAUACUGGAUUUUCGCCCAUUUAUCGCAUUCUUGAAGAAAAUUUGCUCUCUGUCGAGGUUAUUGACAGGGGAUUGAAGAUGCUUGCGAAUGGUUGCCCCAACUUGUGUAAGCUUAUGGUGGUUGGUGCUAGUGAGUACGGGCUAUUGAGUGUGGCUGAAGAGUGUUUGACGCUGCAGGAGUUGGAAUUGCACAAGUGUAGUGAUAAUGUUUUGCGUGGAAUUGCUGGUUGCAAGAAUUUGCAAAUCCUGAAAUUGGUUGGGAGUGUGGAUGGAUUUUAUGCUUCUUGGGUUACUGAUAUUGGCCUAACUAUAUUGGCGCAAGGGUGUAGGAGGUUGGUGAGGCUUGAGCUUUCUGGAUGUGAGGGAAGCUUUGAUGGAAUUAAAGCCAUUGGGCAGUGCUGUCAGAUGUUGGAGGAAUUGACCCUUUGCGAUCACAGGAUGGAUGGUGGUUGGUUGGCAGGACUCUCCUACUGUGAGAAUUUGAAGACUUUGAGAUUCGAGUCUUGUAGGACCAUUGAUUCUAAUCCAGGGCCAGACGAGUUUUUGGGUCUUUGUCCAGCACUUGAGCGAUUACAUCUGCAGAAGUGCCAUUUGCGGGAUAAAAACAGUGUGAGGGCAAUGUUUAUGGUGUGUCAUGCUGUGAGGGACAUUGUUGUGCAGGACUGCUGGGGCUUAGAAAAUGAUAUUUUUAGCUUGGCGAGUUCUUGCAGGAGGGUGAAAUAUCUUUCUUUAGAAGGAUGUUCUCUGCUGACGACAGAGGGCCUAGAGCCUGUGAUUUUUUCCUGGAAGGAGCUUCAAAGUCUGAGAGUUAUAUCAUGUAAAAGUAUAAAGGACAAUGAAGUCUCUCCAGCACUAUCAACACUUUUCUCGGUUCUUAAAGAGUUGAAGUGGAGGCCAGACACCAAAUCUCUCCUUGCGGCAAGUCUUGCGGGAAGUGGGAUGGGAAGAAGAGGUGGCAAGUUUUUCAAGCGUACAUGAAACUGGGGUCGCUAACUUAUAAUCAGCUCCCGGAACUAGAUUUGAUAACUGGAGAGCGUGCUAGUGAGGAGUAUUUUGUUGUGCCAACUCACUGGAACGCCUAGGUCAUAAUUGCUGCCAUCCAUUUUGAUAAUCGAAUGGAUCAGGUGGGAGCUCCGACCUCCAUUGCCAAAGAAGUCUGGCAAAUUGGAUGGCCAACUUGCUUGGUUUGACCAUCUCGUUUACGCUUAUUCUCACACCGCAAGCAAUUCUGCCAUCGGAUCAAAGCUUCCACAAAUUUCCAAUGGCAAAUUUGCAAAAUUCCUUUGGCGUUUUAGUACCACUAGUGUUAGUGUAAUUUUGUUUCUUACAAUUCAUAUUCUGGAGACUGACAAAUCUGUCAGUUGCUUAGUCAUGGAGGUACGUAGAGUAGUUUCGGGGAGACAAUGUUCACUAGGACUAGUCCUCUUUAUCGUGUAACAGUUUCACAUUCAGCUUAUCGACGAAGAAGAAUCUAUCAAAACAAAGUCCUGUCCAAUGAGGGAAUGGCAAUGUAGAAUCAACUACUUAGCAUAAUAAUGCCAAGUCAAAGCAGACCAAAUUGGGGGUUUCCAUUGAAA